Grammomys surdaster is the source of this 1148-nucleotide messenger RNA. RefSeq names its product olfactory receptor 10V1-like. Gene Ontology annotation, molecular function: olfactory receptor activity; G protein-coupled receptor activity. NCBI's taxonomy places the organism in Eukaryota, Metazoa, Chordata, Mammalia, Rodentia, Muridae. The record is from RefSeq and is a predicted model, not a curated record. The coding region runs from base 87 to 1085 and encodes 332 amino acids. Gene Ontology annotation, cellular component: membrane. Gene Ontology annotation, biological process: G protein-coupled receptor signaling pathway. The transcript has a single exon.
GGAUAACUGCAGACUGUGGUUUUAAUAUAGCUUAGUGACGCUGGACAGUAACUUUACCCUUGAUUCUUUUCCUUGUACUAGGUCUGAUGGAGGAGGAAAAUCAGACAGGAGUGGUAUAUUUCUACUUCCGUCCCUUUUCAACCAACUCCACAGUGGCUUCACUAGUGUUUGUGGGCUUCUUGCUGCUGUAUCUAGGAAGCCUCAUUGGAAACUUCACCAUUGGGCUCACAGUCUGGCAGGAUCACUCCCUCCAUACCCCGAUGUACUUCUUCCUUUUGGUGUUGGCCACAUUAGAGCUUGGCUAUUCCACCAACAUUGCUCCACUGACUCUGGCUAGCAUCCUUUCCAUGGGGAAGAUGCUUAUCUCUCUGCCCAGCUGUGGGGCCCAGAUGUUCUUCUUCAUCCUUCUUGGAGGAUCUGAUUGUGUCCUGCUGGCCAUCAUGGCUUAUGACAGGUAUGUGGCCAUUUGUCAUCCAUUGCAUUACAGCCUCAUUAUGAGUUGGCAGCUGUGUGGGCAGAUGGCUUUAGGUUCUCUGGGGCUGGGAUUCCUUUUGUCAUUGCCUUUGACCAUUCUGAUCUGCCACCUCCCGUUCUGUGGCCACAAUGAAAUCUACCACUUCUUCUGCGACAUGCCUGCAGUCAUGCGCCUGGCCUGUACAGAUACCCAUAUACACCAGGCAGCUCUCUUUGCCGUCAGCGUGGCUGCAGUGGCCGUUCCCUUUCUCCUUAUAUGUCUCUCCUAUGGUUGCAUUGUGGCUACCAUCCUGAGGAUGACGUCAGCAGAAGGGAAACGCCGGGCUUUUUCCACCUGCUCCUCACAUCUUCUCGUGGUUGUCCUGCAGUAUGGAUGUUGCACCCUCAUCUACCUUCGCCCUAGUUCCAGCUACUCUCCGGAAGAAGGCCGGGCAGUAUCUGUUGUCUAUACCUUCUUCUCCCCCUUGCUCAAUCCCUUAAUCUACAGUUUAAGAAACCAAGAGGUGACUGAGGCAGUAAAAAGACUUUUAGCAAGAACGUUCUGGUUCAGAAAGCCAGAAAGAUUCCAUCCUGGGGAAACUAUUCACCGAACAAGGGGGUACACGCUCUGAUGGAAAGGAAACUCAAAAUGAGUAGGCCGUGAGAAUGGAGCAGUAGUUGCACUCAUGACUACC